GCUGUCUUUCUGAGCUCGAGGUGGGAGGCCAUGUCUGAGUACCUGCAGGCCUGCUUGGGCUGACUCUAGACUUUCUGCCUGCUCCAGGGGGGUGAGAGAGAGAAGAUAAACACCCCUGACCGGCUCUGGAGGAGCAGAAAAGAGGAGGCUUAUAUCCCACCUUUGUUCUCCCUAAGAUGUCUCUCCACGGACCCACUCCCGACUCGCCCCGAUCGGUUUAGUAACUCCACACCGUCUACAUUCCCCAAGAGCCGGGAGAGAGAAUACCCCACAAGGAAGUGGAUAGAGAGAGAGAGAGAGAGAGAGGUGUCACAGCUGUAGACUGCAGCAGCACCAGCAGAGAGAGAAAGAGAGAGAGAAAGCUAAUUAGUAUUACUGAGAUGGUGUCAGAGCUGAGAGACAUGAGAAGUGACUUCUGAAGAGAGUUCUGUUCUCUGAAGGAUAUUGCGGCUGACCUACAGGACAUUUGUUUGUGGGUUUUUUUUCUUCAUUUUUCGAAGGGACUCAAUUUAGUUGGAUGCAGGUUUAGCUUAGCCUUCCGUCAUGAAUCUUCUGGGAAGCUGUAUGAAGAGGGGGCAGACUGGCUGCCACAGAGGUAGUCUGGCUGGGCCCUGUCAGGUUCUGCUCCUGGCCUGCUGUAUCCUGGUAGUCCUGGGGGCCAAGCCAAAGACACCUGGCCACAAACACCUCAACUCCAUCCGCAUAGAUGGGGAUAUCUCUCUUGGUGGCCUCUUCCCGGUACACGCCAGAGGCAACGAUGGUAAAGCCUGUGGGGAGCUGAAGAAGGAGAAGGGGAUCCACAGACUGGAGGCCAUGCUGUUUGCACUGGACCGCAUCAACAACGACCAUGAGCUGCUGCCCAACAUUACUCUGGGUGCCAGGAUCCUGGAUACCUGUUCCCGGGACACCCACGCCCUGGAGCAGUCGCUCACCUUCGUCCAGGCUCUCAUUGAGAAGGACGGGACGGACAUCAAGUGCCUGAGCGGCGGGCCGCCCAUCAUCACCAAGCCUGAGAGGGUGGUGGGUGUCAUCGGGGCCUCUGCCAGCUCUGUGUCAAUCAUGGUUGCCAAUAUCCUGCGGCUCUUCAGGAUCCCCCAGGUGAGCUAUGCCUCCACGGCUCCGGAGCUGAGUGAUAACACGCGCUACGACUUCUUCUCCCGAGUCGUGCCCCCGGACACCUACCAGGCACAGGCCAUGGUGGACAUAGUUAAAGCCAUGCGCUGGAAUUAUGUCUCCACAGUAGCAUCAGAGGGUAACUAUGGAGAAAGCGGUGUGGAUGCCUUCAUACAGAAGUCCCGCGAAGAGGGAGGUGUGUGCAUCUCUCAGUCAGUGAAGAUACCACGAGAACCUAAGCCUGGAGAGUUUGACAAGAUCAUCCGCAGACUGUCAGAGAACCCCAAUGCACGGGUUGUUAUUCUCUUUGCCAAUGAAGAUGACAUUAGGCGGCUUCUUCAAGCAGCUAAGAAGGACAACCAGACAGGACAUUUCAUAUGGGUGGGUUCAGACAGCUGGGGGUCUAAGAUCUCCCCCAUACUCAACCAGGAGGAGAUGGCAGAAGGUGCUGUUACCAUCCUACCUAAACGGCAGUCCAUCCGAGGGUUUGAUCGCUACUUUAUCAGCAGAACAUUGGACAACAACAGAAGGAAUAUUUGGUUUGCAGAGUUCUGGGAAAACAACUUUCAGUGCAAACUCAGUCGACAUGCUCUGAAGAAAGGAUCCGGCAUCAAAAAGUGCACAAACCACGAGCGGAUCAGGAAGGACUCGUCCUAUGAGCAGGAGGGAAAGGUCCAGUUUGUGGUCGAUGCAGUCUACGCCAUGGCGCAUGCCCUGCACAACAUGCACAAGGAGCUCUGUCCAGGCAAAGUGGGCCUCUGCUCCAAAAUGGAAACCAUCAAUGGAACCAUGUUGCUCAAGUUCAUUCGCAAAGUCAACUUUACAGGAAUUGCUGGCACUCCAGUGAUCUUCAAUGUGAACGGAGAUGCCCCUGGUCGCUAUGAGAUUUACCAGUACCAGAUGAAACACAACACCACAGAGUAUAAGAUCAUCGGCCACUGGGCAGACCAGCUCCAUUUAGAUACUAAGGAGAUGUGGUGGCCUGGUGGGACACUCCAGGUACCCCAGUCUAUCUGCAGCCAGCCAUGUUGUCCUGGGGAGAGGAAGAAAACAGUCAAAGGUGUCCCCUGCUGUUGGCACUGUGAGCGCUGUGAUGGCUACCAGUACCAGGCCGACACCUACAGCUGUAAGAUGUGCCGCUUUGACCUGCGGCCCAAUGAGAACCACACGGCCUGUGAAGCCAUCCCCAUCGUCAAGCUGGAGUGGAGUUCCCCUUGGGCUGUCAUCCCUGUACUCAUUGCUGUGCUGGGCAUCAUGGCCACCAUGUUUGUGGUGGGCACCUUCAUCCGCUACAACGACACGCCCAUCGUGAAGGCGUCAGGGCGCGAACUCAGCUAUGUGCUGCUGACGGGCAUCUUCCUGUGCUACGCCACCACCUUCCUCAUGAUCGCUGCCCCUGACAUUGGCAUCUGCUCCCUGCGACGGAUCUUCCUUGGUCUGGGGAUGAGUAUUAGCUAUGCAGCGCUGCUCACCAAGACCAACCGUAUCUAUCGCAUCUUUGAGCAGGGGAAGAUGUCAGUGAGCACCCCAAGGUUCAUCUCCCCGGCCUCCCAGCUGGUCAUCACCUUCAGCCUGAUCUCAGUUCAGCUCCUGGGGGUGUGUAUCUGGUUUGGUGUGGACCCGUCUCAGGCUAUCAUCGACUAUGAGGACCAACGCACGUCCAACCCGGACAUGGCCCGUGGCGUGCUGAAAUGUGACAUCUCAGACCUUUCUCUGAUCUGCCUGCUUGGCUUCAGCAUGCUGCUCAUGGUCACCUGUACGGUGUAUGCCAUCAAGACCCGGGGGGUGCCAGAGACCUUCAACGAGGCCAAGCCCAUCGGCUUCACCAUGUACACCACCUGUAUCGUGUGGCUAGCCUUCAUACCCAUCUUCUUUGGGACCUCGCAGUCAACUGAAAAGAAACACUUUAAGUGA
This is a messenger RNA of Oncorhynchus nerka (sockeye salmon), 3027 nucleotides long. Its product is annotated as metabotropic glutamate receptor 4-like. The transcript has 9 exons. Gene Ontology annotation, molecular function: adenylate cyclase inhibiting G protein-coupled glutamate receptor activity. The record is from RefSeq and is a predicted model, not a curated record. Gene Ontology annotation, cellular component: plasma membrane. The coding region runs from base 544 to 3027 and encodes 827 amino acids. NCBI's taxonomy places the organism in Eukaryota, Metazoa, Chordata, Actinopteri, Salmoniformes, Salmonidae. Gene Ontology annotation, biological process: regulation of synaptic transmission, glutamatergic; G protein-coupled glutamate receptor signaling pathway.